Henningerozyma blattae CBS 6284 is the source of this 804-nucleotide messenger RNA. It is a transcript of the gene MOH1, whose product is annotated as Moh1p. NCBI's taxonomy places the organism in Eukaryota, Fungi, Ascomycota, Saccharomycetes, Saccharomycetales, Saccharomycetaceae. The transcript has a single exon. The record is from RefSeq and is a predicted model, not a curated record. Bases 1 to 804 code for a protein of 267 amino acids. Gene Ontology annotation, cellular component: ubiquitin ligase complex.
AUGGGUUUGCGUUGUGCAUCGUAUAUCGAAUCAACUCCGAAAUACUACUCGUAUAACAAUGGUUCUGGUGCAAGUCAUGGCCAUUAUUGCUCAGGUCCAUACAGCCUUCGUAACGGCAAUUACAAGUAUCAUAUAGCGCCUUCGCGCAAUCACACUAGUCGUAAUGGGUCUGGGCCUUCUGGCUUGUCCUCUCUUUCCAAUUCAAUUUCGUCCGCUUCUUCAAAUGGCAGUACUAGGGACGGGAGCCGUAGAAACUCAAGUAGAGAGCGUAUUUCGUUUGCCAAUUCAAAUAGACAUUUGAUAUUGAUCGACGAUCUGUAUACUGACACUAAUAGCAACGGACGUAAUCGUGUGCCAGAGGCCGGCAGUAUACCCAGCCAUAUGGCCACUUUAGAUCCUUCGAGUUUAUCGAAUUAUUACUUGUCGCACUAUUAUAGUCAUGACAAGUAUCCAGGUGAUCUACUAGACUUGAAGAUGGCUUCAGGGCACGAUUCUCAACCUUUAGCCAUUACUUAUGGGUGCAAGAGUUGCAGGUCUCAUUUGUCGUCGCAAACUCAAAUCAUGUCCAAGGAUUAUCGAGGCAAGACAGGUGACGCUUAUUUGAUGAAUAAUGUGGUGAAUGUCACCAUGGGUGAUGUGGAAAAGAGAACCAUGAUAACAGGCGACUAUUUGGUCUGUGAUAUACAUUGUCAUUGGUGUAAUUCAGUCGUUGGGUGGAAGUAUUUGAAAAGUCAAAGAAAUGAUCAGAAAUACAAAGAGGGCAAAUACAUUCUUGAACUAAAGAUGAUUUGCAACUGUGACUAA